CCACUCUUCAAUCUUCACUCUCAUAAAAAUGGAUCCACCCAGAUUCGUAAUAGAAGCAUCCUCGGCCCAAUCCAUGGCCCAAUCCUCCGCCCUCACCCUCCCCCAACUCCUCCCCACCCUCGUCCCCGCCGCCCAAUCCCUCGCCCGCCCCCCAAUCUCCAACUUUGCCGUCGCCGCCGUCGGACUCGGCUCCUCCGGCCGCAUCUUCGUCGGCGUCAACCUGGAGUUCCCAGGCCUCCCUCUCCACCACGCCGUCCACGCCGAACAAUUCCUCCUCACCAACCUCUCCCUCAAUGCGGAACCCCACCUACUCUCCCUCGCCGUCUCCGCCGCUCCCUGCGGCCACUGCCGGCAAUUCCUCCAAGAACUCCGCUCUGCCAACGACACGCAACUUCUCAUUACAUCCGAACCCACACAACAAUUCACUCCUCUCUCUCACUUCCUCCCCCACCCAUUCAGACCCCACGACCUUCUCCCCCUUCACUCUCCACUCCUCUUGGAACCCCAUCACAACGCUUUAACGCUUCAUCCCCAUUCCCCGUCCAAUAAUAUUAACGCCGUUUCUUCCAACGGCCACGUGGCAACUCACAAGCUCAAGAUUGCGGCUCUUGAAGCCGCUAACGAAUCCCACGCGCCAUACAGUGGGUCCCCCUCUGGCGUGGCUUUGGAAGAUCGCCGUGGCAACAUCUACAAAGGGUCUUACGUGGAAUCGGCGGCGUUUAACCCAAGCUUGGGACCCGUGCAGGCGGCGCUGGUGGCGUUUGUUGCCGGCGGCGGAGGGGACUACGAAGAGAUUGUGUGUGCAGUGUUGGUGGAGAAGGAAGGUGCUGUCGUUAAACAGGAACACACUGCGAGGUUGUUGCUUCAAUCCAUUUCGCCCAAUUGCCCCUUCACCACGUUCCUUUCCUCCUCUCUCUCUCACCCUUCGCUACCCUAAAUCUGAUGGUCAUGCC
This is a messenger RNA of Abrus precatorius (Indian licorice), 953 nucleotides long. RefSeq names its product cytidine deaminase 1-like. The transcript has a single exon. The record is from RefSeq and is a predicted model, not a curated record. Gene Ontology annotation, cellular component: cytosol. Gene Ontology annotation, molecular function: cytidine deaminase activity; zinc ion binding. The coding region runs from base 29 to 937 and encodes 302 amino acids. Lineage: Eukaryota; Viridiplantae; Streptophyta; Magnoliopsida; Fabales; Fabaceae.